Molecule: messenger RNA, 1488 nt
Organism: Hydractinia symbiolongicarpus
Lineage: Eukaryota; Metazoa; Cnidaria; Hydrozoa; Anthoathecata; Hydractiniidae
Product: histone acetyltransferase type B catalytic subunit-like
Exons: 15
Coding region: 137-1348 (403 amino acids)
Biological process (GO): subtelomeric heterochromatin formation
Cellular component (GO): nucleus
Molecular function (GO): histone binding; histone H4 acetyltransferase activity
Source: RefSeq, a predicted model, not a curated record
UUUGGGGCACGAUGUUUUCAUUCGGAACUAAAAGUCAUCUCUCACCCCCAUGUUAACAGAACUGGCGGGAAGGUGAGCAGCAAAGUUUGUGAAGAUCAGAAAUUUUAGUCACUGCACUGCUUUUAUCACAUUAAGGAUGGCCGUUGGUUCAGUUGAUGCUCUCAAUCAGGGUGCUGAGAAGUAUAAAUGUGAUUCCAAUGAUGCAACCUUUCUUAAGUUAGUGAGAAAUGAAGAGGAUGUUUUAAAUGAAGACAAUGCGUUUCACCCAUGGAUGAGUCACCAGAUUUUUGGAGAUAGUGAAACUAUAUUUGGAUAUAAAAACUUGAAAGUAAAUUUGUACUAUCAUGGCGGUAGCUUACUGACAUACCUGAGUAUGUCGUGUGAUGAAAAAAUUCCAUCCUCAAUGAAGAUUAAUCCUGACCCUGUUCUACCAAAUGUUGCGGAAGUGCUACCAGAAGGGUUUUAUUCCAAUCGCGAUGAAUUUAUUGCAAAGUUACCAGAAGAAAAUACCUUUGUACCAAUGGGAAAUAAAAUUCAUUCUUACACUCGUAACGAUGUAGAAUACGAAAUUUAUCAGGCUGAUAUAACUGUACCUCGAUUGAAAGAUUACCAUGCAAGAUUGCAAACAUUUAUACUUUGGUUUAUUGAUGGAGCUUCAUUUAUUGAUUCAGAUGACGAGCGUUGGAAUUAUUUCCUCUUAUUUGAAAAGAAAAAGGGACCAGUGAUGUCCGAGUACAGUAUUGUUGGGUAUAUUACAGUUUAUCAAUAUUUUGCAUACCCAGAUAAAUAUCGACCACGUAUCAGUCAAAUGUUGACACUUCCACCAUAUCAAAAAUCGGGUCAUGGAGUUGAAUUAUUGGAUGCAGUGAACCGAUAUUAUAUUACACAAGCUAAUGCCAUCGAUAUAACUGUUGAAGAACCUUCUGAAUACUUUGUAAGAUGCAGAGAUUUUGUGGACUGUAGAAACUGUUUGAAGCUAAACGAAUUCGCAAAAGAGAAGUUGCUGACUGGAUUUACAAAUGAGAUGAAGAGUGCAGCUUUAAAGUCUUUCAAGAUUACCAAAAAACAAUCUCGAAGAGUGUACGAGAUACUCCGCUUAAAAUGCACUGACCAAUCCAACGUAGAUAUGUAUAGAGACUAUAGGCUGGAUGUCAAAAAUCGACUCAAUAUACCAUUUCAGAAGCAAGCUCGAGAUAUGCAAAAAUUGAAACACGCCCUUUCACCGGAAGAAUACAACGCAGCUAUGGUUGGUCAAACUCACGAUGAACGAAUUCAACGACUUGAUGAAGCGUACAACAUGUUGCAAGAAGAAUACACUAAAGUUAUAACUAGACUGGACGCUUCAUGAGACAAUACAUGCAUUACUUUCACUUGCGUUAUAUUUUCCAGCCUACAUUUUAGUUUCGUUUAAAUUUAUGUUAUUUCUAUCAAUAUAACUGUAUGUAGAUGAAUCUUGAUCGAUCAAGAAAAAAAACCAAUAUACUUUUC